Pistacia vera is the source of this 730-nucleotide messenger RNA. Its product is annotated as spliceosome-associated protein CWC27 homolog. The record is from RefSeq and is a predicted model, not a curated record. Gene Ontology annotation, molecular function: peptidyl-prolyl cis-trans isomerase activity. NCBI's taxonomy places the organism in Eukaryota, Viridiplantae, Streptophyta, Magnoliopsida, Sapindales, Anacardiaceae. The transcript has 2 exons. The coding region runs from base 61 to 534 and encodes 157 amino acids. Gene Ontology annotation, biological process: protein peptidyl-prolyl isomerization.
GUAAUUUGGAGCCAUUAAAGGCUUCAUGGUUCAGACUGGAGAGUGGAGAUCCUUCGGGAGAUGGCACCGGUGGGCAAUCUAUCUGGGGAAGGGAAUUUGAAGAUGAGUUUCACAAAAGCUCAACUACUGACAUGCUCUACUUCUUACUGGUUACCAUGUAUCUGCAGCUUACGACAUGACAGACCUUUCACGGUUUCAAUGGCAAAUGCGGGGCCAAGUACAAAUGGCUCUCAGUUCUUUAUCACUACUGUAGCUACUCCAUGGCUGGACAAUAAGCAUACUGUUUUUGGUAGAGUUAUAAAAUCAAAGGGCAUGGAUGUUGUACAAGUAUUAUUUGUGUACUUGCACAGUUGCACUCGCGUAGCUUCUCAUAGAGAUAGACUUGCCCGACGGUUAUGUAAUGUAUGUUUCACGGAUUGGCACUAUUGGGCCAUCUAUGUGAUGCGCCUAAAUCAACCUAACAAGUCUAGAGGUGAAACAAAUAAGCAACGGGUCAAUCUUAAUCCGAACCGUAUUAAAGAGGGUUUAAUCUAGAUCGUUUAGUAGGCGGUUUGGGUUGAACCCGAUCCGCAUGCAAUAUUCGAACGGACCGGAUUGAUAUAUGGUAACCCGGCGGCCCAACAGGUUGCUAUUUUGUUUUUUUAGAUGGCGGGUUGAAAAUUUCAACCGGUUGGCCGUUGGUUUGCAAAUUUUUGUCUCUGCUGAAUCGGAUUUCUCAACUAAUUAAGUA